AUGCCUUGGGGUGUUCUGGAAGUUACAACCGACUUCGGUCAUGUUCCUGGGACUGUACUCCUAGAGCAACCACCAGGCGAGGAGGCUGCUUCCCUGGAACAUCUCAAAAAGCAAGUUCAUGGGGACGAGACCAUUAUUCUGGUUCCUCAGCCCUCGGAUGAUCCAAAUGACCCUUUAAAUUGGUCACUGUGGACAAGAGAUCUGCUCUUUUUGCUCUUAUCUUACUGCUGCCUUCUCUGUGUCGGAGGGAUCGGGCCGAUCUUAUCUUCCCUGGCCCUUGAUAUUAUGGCCCUAUUCGAUGUUUCUUAUACAGACGUCUCCCUGCUUACUGGGUAUAGCCUCUGCGCAACUGCAGCCUCUGGAAUCUUCAUUUCGAUGGUCACUCAUAAGUAUGGGAAGCGGAUGCCACUUAUCUUUUCCAUGCUUUGCGCUUUUGUUGGCACCAUAUGGGGUGGCUUUGCUCAAUCUUACGACUCGCUACUAGGCGCCCGUAUCAUUCAAGGAUUAUCUGUUUCCAUGUUCGAAUCUGUUUUCUUCGCGAUAGUAGGAGAUCUCUAUUUCGUCCACGAACGGGGUAUUCGAAUCGCUGUCGUGACGACAUGUGUUGCCGGUUUAUCGAACUUGCCGACCGUUCUUGCGGGGAAGAUAGCCACAGACCUUGGAUGGAGAUGGGUCUUCUGGAUAUUAGCUAUUUUCAUUGGUGUAGGCCUCGUUCUCUCCAUUCUGUUUGGACGAGAGACAGCCUACAAGCGCCAAGCGGCAUACAACACCGACUUAACUUCCUCACACAACCUGGAUUAUGUUGACGGAAAGCGCGAUGUUUGCGCCGCUCAUAUUGAAAGAAGCAGCGCCACGUCACCCUCGGUAACUGAAACUACGACGGUUAGCAAUUCCAUCCCUCGGCAGACUUUUGCUGCUCGUCUUCGUCUAUAUUCCACAUGUUAUUCGGAGGAGUCGCUGGGCAAGCUUGCCAUUAAACCCAUAGUCAUCCUUCAAAACCCAGCCGUGAUCUGGGCUGCCCUUUUGCUGGCCUUUCCGACCCUUUGGGUUGUCGCAAUCAAUCUGCUCAUCGCAGAGAUCUUUGCAUCACCGCCCUUCCUCCUCACCACGGCGGAGCUGGGCUACAUGUCUUCUGGGCCAGCCUUGGGAGGCUUCGUGGGCUCCAUCGCCGCGGCCAUCAUAUCAGAUCCUCUCAUAAAGUUCAUGGCACGCAGGAACAAGGGCAUUUAUGAGCCGGAAUAUCGCUUGGUACUCAUGAUCCCAGCAAUGGUGCUGUCCGCAAUUAGUUACUUCCUUUUUGGGGCACUUAUUGAGCACAGGCAGACCCCCAUUGCAAUGGCCGCGCUCUGGGGAACCGCUACAGCCGCGCUGCAAUUCAUCACGAUGGCCGUCGGCACCUACUGCGUCGAUGCCUAUCGAAAAAUCAGCAUGGAGAUCUUCAUUGCUACAAUGGUGAUUAAGAAUUUCCUAUUCUAUGGAUUCUCUUGUGAGAUCUAUGUCCUGGGCCAAGGAAAUGUUCUUCGCAGCUAA
Messenger RNA from Penicillium egyptiacum, 1530 nucleotides. NCBI's taxonomy places the organism in Eukaryota, Fungi, Ascomycota, Eurotiomycetes, Eurotiales, Aspergillaceae. The record is from the annotation of a GenBank genome assembly.